UUUCCUUCCUCCUAGUUUUCCUCAUGAACCUCCUGUUGUGAAAGUAACACCUCCUGUAAACCACCCCUGGGUGGAUCCUGAGACACAACAAAUUGUUGGAUCACCUAGGCUUAUAGCAUUUUCUAUGCAUUCUGACUUAGGAAGGAUAGUACAGAGUGUAAUCAAUGAGUUCCAAACCCACCCACCAGAAGUUCUUCCACCAAAUAUAGUACAGCCACCAUAUUUAACCAGCUCAGGACUGUCUGUGUCUCAGGAUACCUGUUCUUACAUGUUGAAUGAUUGUAUCUUUCCAGUACUGAAGGAGUUAAGUAUUCCUGAACUUGAAAACCUGAAAGAUGAAAAGAGUUUGGACAACUAUCUUGAAGACCUUCCAGAAGUUAAACAGAUUAUUCCUGAACUUGAAAACCUGAAAGAUGAAAAGAGUUUGGACAACUAUCUUGAAGACCUUCCAGAAGUUAAACAGAUGUAUGAUCUGCGAUAUCAACUCGUACAACAAAACAAAGAAUUAGCUAGUGAAAACCUAGACAGAAAACCCGUUAUUGAAGAGCGUAAGAAGCAACUUUUGGAAAAGGUAGAAGAGUUCCAGAGUCUUCGGAAGGAGUUUGACGAUGCUAGUCAGAUGUUUGAUCUAUUUGCCGAUGCUUAUACUCCUUCAACACUUCAGGUGCGUUUAGGAGUCGCAACACUACAGGCAGAAGAAGAAUCGGAUAAGGUGGCAGAGAUAUUUUUAUCCGGGGCACUUUCAACAGAAGACUUUCUUAAAAAAUUUACAGAAAUAAAAAUACUUGCUCACCAGCGAAGAGCUAAGGAGGAGAGGCUUCAGCAUCAGUUACUGGAACUGCAAAGAGCUGGAAUUUAGAACUGGUAUCAAGUUUCUUCAUACUUCAUUGAAAGUUCCAGAAGCAAGAGGGUAUUACACAACAAGACAGAACGAUGGAAAAGUUAGUCAAGAGCUUGAGGGCCAUGUGACAGCCUCUCCCACAUUUGACAUUUUGUAAUCGUUAUUUUUGCUUCCCAUUUAAUACGAGCUGAGAAAUAUCAGACACGUUCUAGUGCUUCCCUCAUCUAGUUCGGGUAAAAACAUUUAGUUCGUCUUUUAUGUUGACCUUGUUUCUUUCGGUUAAGUUAUUUUAUAAGGAAUAGUACCAUUCAAGUUGUUGGUGUAUGAUUUUCAGGUAAUUAAAAACACUAUUGAAGAUAAUUUAGAAAUAAAGGAAUGUGUAAAAACUACAGAAUUAAUUAAGACCAGCUACUACACAUUAAUAAGACAACUUACCUACAUUAUUAUAAGCACUUUCACUAAGGACAACCGAAAUAUAUUUAAUACAUUUACAUAGUUGCAAUUGUACACCACAAACUUCUAACUAAGUGCUGACAGUAAGUUUCCACUUAGGAUUCUGUAUCUUUACUUUAAAAUUGUGAUUGGAUUUGUAUGAUAGAAAAAUAAGUUUUAAACAAAGUUUCAGCCAGUGUAAGUAAUCUUUGUAAAAGGAUUUCUAGUGUGUCUUCUUACAGGUAACUGGUUGAUUCUUCACUCUCUUUAAAGCAUCACUGAACAGGACUUCUAGUGUGACUUGUUACAGAUAAUCGGUUCUUCACUCUACUUUAAAGCAUCACUGAACAGGUCUUCUAGUGUGACUUGUUACAGAUAAUCGGUUCUUCACUCUACUUUAAAGCAUCACUGAACAGGUCUUCUAGUGUGACUUGUUACAGAUAAUCAGUUCUUCACUCUACUUUAAAGCAUCACUGAACAGGACUUCUAGUGUGACUUGUUACAGAUAAUCGGUUCUUCACUCCUCUUUAAAGCAUCACUGAACAGGUCUUCUAGUGUGACUUGUUACAGAUAAUCGGUUCUUCACUCUACUUUAAAGCAUCACUGAACAGGACUUCUAGUGUGACUUGUUACAGAUAAUCGGUUCUUCACUCCUCUUUAAAGCAACACUGAACAGGACUUCUAGUGUGACUUUUUACAGAUAAUCGGUUCUUCACU
Molecule: messenger RNA, 1990 nt
Organism: Limulus polyphemus (Atlantic horseshoe crab)
Lineage: Eukaryota; Metazoa; Arthropoda; Merostomata; Xiphosura; Limulidae
Product: vacuolar protein sorting-associated protein 37A-like
Exons: 10
Biological process (GO): protein targeting to vacuole; protein targeting to membrane; ubiquitin-dependent protein catabolic process via the multivesicular body sorting pathway
Cellular component (GO): ESCRT I complex
Source: RefSeq, a predicted model, not a curated record